CGGUGCACGCAGGUCCUCCGGCCAAUCGCUUUGGAGCGCGCGGGUUCCCUGGAGUAGAGCCAGGGCUGCAGGGGUGUCGGAGCGCUGGAGUUGUUGCGGCUGAACCAUGGUGGGCCACCUGAGCGAGGGGGCCAUUGCGGCCAUAAUGCAACAGGGAGAUACAUGCAUAAAACCCAUUCUCCAAGUCAUUAACAUCCGUCCCAUUGCUACAGGGAAUAAUCCACCCCGUUAUCGACUUCUUAUGAGUGAUGGAUUGAAUACUCUGUCUUCUUUCAUGUUGGCAACACAGUUGAACCGUCUCGUUGAGGAAGAACGAUUGUCUAGCAACUGUAUUUGCCAGAUUAACCGAUUUAUUGUGAACACUCUGAAAGAUGGAAGGAGAGUGGUUAUUUUGAUGGAGUUAGAAGUUUUGAAAUCAGCUGAAGAAGUUGGAUUAAAGAUUGGCAAUCCAGUGCCCUAUAAUGAAGGACAUGGACAGCAGCCAGCAGUUCCUCCUCCAGUCUCAGCAGCCAGCCCACCAGCCAGCAGGCCCCAGCAACAGAAUGGGAGCUCGGGAGUGGGUUCUACUGUAUCUAAGACUUUUGGUGCCUCAAAGACAUUUGGAAAACCUGGAGGUACCAGCCUAGGGAACAGCUCCGGGGGAACACAGGCCAAAGUGGUACCCAUUGCCAGCCUCACCCCUUACCAGUCCAAGUGGACUAUUUGUGCUCGUGUUACCAACAAAAGUCAGAUCCGUACCUGGAGCAAUUCCCGAGGGGAAGGGAAACUUUUCUCUAUAGAACUAGUUGAUGAGAGUGGCGAAAUCAGAGCGACUGCUUUCAACGAGCAAGUGGACAAGUUCUUUCCUCUUAUUGACGUGAACAAGGUCUAUUACUUCUCUAAAGGCACCCUGAAGAUUGCCAACAAACAGUUCACAGCCGUCAAAAACGACUAUGAGAUGACCUUCAAUAAUGAGACUUCUGUCAUGCCCUGUGAAGAUGGUCAUCAUUUACCCACAGUCCAGUUUGAUUUCACAGGGGUUGGUGACCUAGAGAACAAGCCUAAAGACUCACUUGUAGACAUAAUCGGAAUCUGCAAGAGCUAUGAAGAUGUCACUAAAAUCACAGUGAAGUCUAACAACAGAGAAGUCUCUAAGAGGAAUAUCUAUUUGAUGGACAUGUCAGGGAAAGUGGUGAAUGCUACUCUGUGGGGAGAAGAUGCUGAUAGAUUUGAUGGUUCUAGACAACCCGUGAUGGCGAUCAAAGGAGCCAGAGUUUCUGAUUUUGGUGGACGGAGCCUCUCUGUACUGUCUUCGAGUACCGUCAUUGUGAACCCUGACAUCCCAGAGGCCUACAAGCUUCGUGGAUGGUUUGACUCGGAAGGACAAGCCUUAGCUGGCGUUUCCAUCUCUGAUCUAAAGAGUGGAGGAAUAGGAGGGAGCAACACCAACUGGAAAACUUUAUAUGAGGUUAAAUCAGAGAACUUGGGCCAAGGUGACAAGCCCGACUAUUUUAGCUCUGUGGCGACAGUGGUGUAUCUUCGCAAAGAGAACUGUAUGUACCAGGCCUGCCCGACUCAGGACUGCAAUAAGAAAGUGAUUGAUCAACAGAAUGGAUUGUACCGCUGCGAGAAGUGUGACAGUGAAUUUCCCAAUUUCAAGUACCGCAUGAUCCUGUCAGUAAAUAUUGCUGACUUUCAAGAGAAUCAGUGGGUCACAUGUUUCCAGGAGUCUGCAGAGGCCAUCCUUGGACAAAGCACUGCUUAUCUUGGGGAGUUAAAAGAGAAGAACGAGCAAGCGUUUGAGGAAGUUUUCCAGAAUGCCAACUUCAGAUCUUUUACAUUCAGGAUCAGGGUCAAAUUGGAGACCUACAAUGAUGAGUCUCGAAUUAAGGCCACUGUGAUGGACGUGAAGCCCGUGGACUACAGAGAAUAUGGCAGAAGGUUGAUCAUGAGCAUCAGGAGAAACGCUGCGGCGAUGUGAGCCAAGCCUGCUAACGGGGCAGGAGUCUGUAGACAGAGGGCUAAAGCGAACUGACCCCCAACCCCGACCCCCGCCCCGCCGCGCCUGACGACUCUGCGUUAGCUGCACGGUGUGGAGUGCCUCUCUGUGGGGGACUAAGCCAUUGCCUCUUGUGCGCAUCUGGGAACCCACUGGCAGCAAAGGGAAAUCUGCUCGGAGGGCUGUGGUGUAAACCGUGUCAGACCUCAGGGUCAGCUGGCGGGGAGUGUAGUACCAGUCACUCCUUCUGUCUUUAGGCUUUUGUCAGUUUUAUUAAGAUUUCAUUAUCUUCAACCAGGAAUUAUGUCCCAAGCAAUUGGCCCUAAAUCUGCAGGCAGUGAAAUAAAUUAUGUAAGUAGGGUUUCCACUUCUCCAGUGGUGACACCUCCACGGCUCGGGUCCCUUCUCGGGAGGGAGAGCCGAGAAGUGAUUGUGCAGAGGAACCUGGGUGUUUUAGUAGGCGUGUCUUCCUAGAUUCAAAGGCGCUCUUUCUAGAGGUGCCACAUAGUUAUUAGUGCUCGGAAUGGCAAUAGGGUAGAGUUAUUAAUCAGUCAUAUCUUUUCUAUCUGAAAAUAUCCUUCCUUCAGGGUCUAAUAGACUGAGUCAGAUGGGUCUGAUAUUAAUCAAAAUUGUCUCUUCUGAGGAAGGCUGAUAAGCCUUGGCUUGCCGUCCCCUAGGGACAUCCAGGCAGCUACAGAGCAUUGCUUUAGUUUUCCCUUCAGUUAAUGUUGCAUUUUGGUUGGUAUGCCUUUUCUACCUGUACAUAUUUCUUGUAUUUGUAUGUUUCUUUUCUUGAUUAAAGCUAUGUUAAAUAGAAGGGAUUUUGAAAGGAGAAGCCCUUUGUUUCCAUUGCUUUGUUUAAUAAACAGUAUAGUCUCUG
Molecule: messenger RNA, 2858 nt
Organism: Delphinapterus leucas (beluga whale)
Lineage: Eukaryota; Metazoa; Chordata; Mammalia; Artiodactyla; Monodontidae
Gene: RPA1
Product: replication protein A1
Biological process (GO): DNA replication; DNA repair; DNA recombination
Cellular component (GO): nucleus
Molecular function (GO): DNA binding
Source: RefSeq, a predicted model, not a curated record